AUGGUUGUGACAAUUUUCGACGACCGCUGCGCCGAGCUUCGCGCUCCUGGCUUCCUCAACCUGACAAUUUCCAUCAUCAUCCUCAUCGGUCUCGUUGUCUCGUACCUGCCGCAGCACUACCGCAUCAUCGCCAGAGGUACCUCGGAAGGCAUCUCGCCAUGGUUCGUCUUGCUGGGUGUCACGUCCGCCACUGCCGGCUUUGCCAAUAUCUUGACCGUUCCGCCCUCGAGACGCGACAUCGCCUGUUGUAGCGAAUUGGGCACGUUUGAGUGUGCUGCUGGUCUGCUCGGCAUCGCCCAGCUGGGCAUGCAAUGGAUCUCCUUUGCGUUGAUCCUCGUCCUAUUUCUCAUCUUCUUCCGAUACGACGAUGCCGCCAUCCCCGAUGAGGAGCUGGUCGAUAAGCCGCCGUCGUGGCAUACUGCCAUAAUGGUCGGUUCCGUAUGCUUGAUCCACGGCCUGCUCGUUAUUAUCCUGACUGUGGUCUUCACCACCGUACUAAGAGAUCACCUCGACUCGUGGGCAAAUUUCCUCGGUAUCAUGUCUGCCACGCUCGCCACGGUGCAGUACAUUCCGCAGAUCUGGACGACCUACCACAUCAAGCACGUCGGCAGCUUGAGCAUCCCAAUGAUGUGCAUCCAGACCCCAGGUGGCUUCCUUUUCGCUGGAAGCCUGUUUGCCCGCCUGGGCUGGGAGGGAUGGAGCACGUGGGGCGUCUUCAUCCUCACUGCAUCAAUACAAGGCAUUCUUCUUGCCAUGGCCAUAUACUACGAAUUCCAGAACCACCACGGAGAGCCACAGUCUCCCACCCUCAUCGACGAGCCGAGACGUCCCAACCCAAGCAGAACGUAUUCGGAGGGUUGGGAGCAGGGUCUCCCAGGCCCCUACACGGCCCAUCCCGAACGGUACGCCGAUACAGAGGAGGAGUUGGAGCGGUUACAAGACAGAGAGGAGCGGCAGGUCGAGCGGGAGACGAGACCCUUGCUGCGUCCUGGCGGCAUCGGCGAUCCGCACAAGAAUUACAAUGCCACGGACGACUGA
Molecule: messenger RNA, 1038 nt
Organism: Colletotrichum orchidophilum
Lineage: Eukaryota; Fungi; Ascomycota; Sordariomycetes; Glomerellales; Glomerellaceae
Product: ATP synthase F0
Exons: 3
Coding region: 1-1038 (345 amino acids)
Source: RefSeq, a predicted model, not a curated record